CAGCAUCCCCAGCCCCACCAGGAAGGUCACUUGGCCUCUGCGUGUGUAACCUGUUGUAUCAGAAGGAUCUUAGCACAGCUCUGCCAUCCACAUUCCUUGGAGAGGAGCUGAACCCAAUAAGUGGUCUCCACAGCUUGACAUGCAUGGGGAAACCCUGCAGAGCAUAUCCACUCCAGCACUUGACACCUUUGCCUGAGACUUCUCCAGAUCACUUUUGACUUAUUUAAACUAUCCUGGGGCAAAGCACUUUGCAGUGCUACCUGCAGAACAAGGGCUUUCUUUAUCCUCUUUUCUCCUUGCUCAGCUGUAAAGUGUGACUGUGGCCAACUGUCCUUUAUCUGUGUUGGCUCCCAGCCUGAGGUUCUGGAGUUUGGCUUGAAAGUCAAGCCAGUGCUGGAAGGGCUGACUGGGCAAAUUCAGCAGCAAGCUUUGGGAGAGGUGGUGGAAAGAACAGAGGUAGCCCACCUGCAGGCACACCCAGCCAUAGAGGAGGGAUGCCCAGCUCCGAACUUGCAGAGUUUUAGUGCUGUGAUCAACAGAAGAAGCAAUCCCAAGAAGAGGAGGAACAAGUCACAUAACUUCAUAUGGUCAGAGCACCGCCUGAACUGGUAGGUAGAGCUUUGAUACAGACAUUCUCUGUAAGCCUCAGCCUUCAGUAGUCCAUCCCAGCUUUUCACAGUGGGAAAUGGCAGUGAAAGAAAAUGUCUAUCUCGCAACUCUUUGGUGAAGAAGCUUGGUUUCUGUGUUCAUGUUACCUGCUUCUGUAGGAGAGGGAGGCUGAGCAAUGAACCCAGAGCUGAGGGGCAGGUAUGCAUCCUUCCUGCAUGAUCUCAGCCAAAAGGGCCUGGUUUUAUCAUCUCUAUGAAAGCCUUUUGCAGUGGCAGAACUCUCAAAUGAACAUGAGAGAAAGAGAGGAAGUGCCACACAGACUUGCACAAUGAUCUUGCUCUUGCUGUUUCCUUUCUUGUCAGGCCUGUGAGCAGGGAACUACACCUGCAGGCCAUGUGAGCAGUGAGCCCAGCAACGAGCCUGGUUCCAGAUCAGGAGUACAGUAACUUACGUGGUCUGCCUUGUAGUGCCAGUGCCUUCUCAUGAUUUCUGAGGGAGAAAACUUGUUUGUGGGGUAUCCUCAGUCCCCAUCACUGCUUGCAGCCCAACUCCUUGGCACUACAGCUGGACCCCAGUUUCCCUUGCUCCAAGCUUGUGAUACAAAAAGCAUCCGUAGGUAUCUCUCCACCACUGCCUCCUAGGACCACAGUCAGAAAUGGUGAUUUUCCAGUAUGAUUUCCUAGACUCCAGGGUGUAUAUUUGGUAGUAAGACAUGCUCAUUUUUGCCACAGGACGUGGUUAAAUGGCUGUGGAACAAAGCAACCCAGGCAGUUCCAAGAAUUCACUUGUAGUGUAAUUUUGGAAUAUGAUUAAGAGCUAAGGAGUGCAGAAAACAGCUGGACUGCAAAACCCCUGGAUUCCAGCUGUCUGCAUUUGCAGGUUUAAAGUGGGAAAUUAUAGCACCAGAUCUUGUGACUGCAGGGAGCCAUAAUGUAAAUGCAUUUGCCAUUCUUGCAAGACCGAUGACAUUCAGUCUGAGCCCCUCUAAGUCUGUUUCCAAGUGGAACUCUCCAUCUCUGGGAGAGGAAAAGUGGUUUCCAAGCCUGUCAUGAGGACAGCCUUGUGCACAAGGCAUGAUGUCCAGGCCCUGCCUAGGUUUAGGCAGCCAAGGUGAUACUCAGGAGAUGCUCUCCUGACAGCAGAGGCGAUCUGUAAGGAGAAAACUCACCCUAGGGAGCUGGGAGGGUUUCCUUCAUGAGAGACUUGGGUAUUCCUUCCAUCCCUCCCAAGGCCAGACAACAAUUGUGGCCUCACUUUUCUAGCAUGACAUUCACUGCUGCAGCAUCACUGAGAGGGAGCGAAGAAGCUCGAUAUCCCCAGCUGCCCCCAGCCCACUGCAGCACAUGGAGAGCAAGGCCACAGAGCCGGACAACUGCUUCCCACCUGCUGGGACAGCAUGGAGGAGGCCAGCUCCACACUGCCAGGCCUCCACUGCUUCUGCUCAGUGUGCACCCUGCAGUGGGCUGAGAGCAAACAUGAGUGUCCUUUCUGGAAGAGGAGGGUGACCUCCAUCCUAUGCAGAGUCUCUCAUCAGGGUGAAGGCCAGAGACGCUUGUACAGAGAACUGCUGAGGAACUACAAUCGCCUGGAACGACCAGUAGUGAACGACUCCCAGCCCCUGGUAGUUGAGCUCCAGCUUUCUUUGCUGCAGAUAAUUGACGUGGAUGAGAAGAAUCAGGUGUUGAUCACAAAUGCUUGGCUGCAGAUGUCUUGGGUUGAUGUUUACCUGUCUUGGGAUCAAUAUGAAUACCCAGGGGUGCAGAACUUGCGAUUUCCCGCUGACCAGAUUUGGGUACCAGACAUUCUGCUGUAUAACAGUGCAGAUGAAAGGUUUGAUGCGACAUUUCACACGAAUGUGCUGGUGAAUUACUCUGGAUCCUGCCAAUAUAUUCCUCCAGGCAUUUUGAAGAGCACCUGUUAUAUUGAUGUCCGCUGGUUCCCCUUUGAUGUGCAGAAGUGUGAUUUGAAGUUUGGCUCCUGGACUCACAGUGGCUGGUUGAUUGACCUGCAGAUGCUCGAGGCUGAUAUGUCCAACUACAUCUCAAAUGGAGAAUGGGAUUUAGUGGGUGUCCCAGGAAAGAGGAAUGAGAUGUACUAUGAAUGCUGCAAAGAACCAUACCCAGACGUGACGUACACGAUCACCAUGCGCCGACGUACCCUCUACUAUGGCUUGAAUCUACUCAUUCCUUGUGUUCUCAUAUCUGGCUUGGCACUGCUCGUAUUCCUUUUGCCAGCUGAUUCAGGGGAGAAGAUUUCUUUAGGUAUCACUGUCCUUCUUUCCUUGACUGUAUUCAUGCUGCUUGUGGCUGAGAUCAUGCCUGCAACUUCUGACUCAGUCCCACUAAUAGCUCAGUAUUUCGCCAGCAUCAUGGUCAUCGUUGGUCUGUCUGUGGUGGUAACAGUGCUGGUUCUGCAGUUUCACCAUCACGACCCCCAGGCAGGAAAGAUGCCCAAAUGGGUCCGUGUCAUCCUGCUGAACUGGUGUGCUUGGUUUCUACGAAUGAAAAAACCCGGGGAAAAUAUAAAGCCCCUCUCUUGCAAAUACAGCUAUUCCAAGCACAACCUGAGUGUGAACAGCAUGGAGGUGAACGUCCUGCCCGGGCACCAGUCCAGCAAUGGCAACUCCAUCUACAGCUACCACGCGAUGGACAGCCCGUGCUGCCCCCAGAAGAACGACCUCGGCAGCAAGACCGGCAAGAUUACUUGCCCCUUAGCAGAAGACAUCGAGCUCAUUCAAAAGAAAGCUCUAAUGGAUACUAUCCCAGUGAUCGUGAAGAUCCUGGAGGAAGUUCAGUUCAUAGCAACGCGAUUCAGGAAACAGGACGAGGGCGAAGAGAUCUGCAGCGAGUGGAAGUUUGCGGCUGCCGUGAUAGACAGAUUGUGCCUGGUUGCAUUUACCCUUUUCGCCAUCAUUUGCACAUUUACAAUACUCAUGUCUGCUCCAAAUUUUAUAGAAGCUGUUUCAAAGGAUUUUGCGUGAGGUUUUCAAAGAUGAGUGUGAUAAUCUGAAAGUGAAUAUUGCCAGUAAUUUUGCUCGAUAAUUUAAAUCAAAUAGAGAAGUGUACUUAUAUGUGCUAAAAUACACUGAAGGGGAUGAAAAUAAUUUCAGGACAUAAUUAUUCCUGAUGUUAGUGAUUGUAGUUACUGAAUAGUAAUCAUAUUGAACUCCGUUACUUAUUUCAUAGAUUAGUGCCACGUGUAAUUAUGUCAUGAUCUGUGACAAGUGGUAGACAAAAAUUCAAAUCUACAAUGUAUUUGUUACAAGCUAACACUCGUAUCAAUGUGUUACUAUGAAUUUUUGAACUUUCAAAUACUGUUAAAUUAACUUAAAUGUUCAUUGAUGACUACAAGUUUUGCAGAAUUUUGUUGUUUUCAGGAUAUUCGUGUUUUAUCAUUUUUGUUUGGUGUGGUUGUGACAUGCACUUAUCAGAUUUGAAAGACCUAUCUCCACAGUCUCAUGAUGCUGUAUAUUGUACAUGAAAAUAAACCAUCAUCAUA
Lepidothrix coronata (blue-crowned manakin) is the source of this 4107-nucleotide messenger RNA. Its product is annotated as neuronal acetylcholine receptor subunit alpha-7-like. The transcript is spliced from 10 exons. Lineage: Eukaryota; Metazoa; Chordata; Aves; Passeriformes; Pipridae. The record is from RefSeq and is a predicted model, not a curated record. Gene Ontology annotation, cellular component: postsynaptic membrane; neuron projection; synapse. The coding region runs from base 2006 to 3589 and encodes 527 amino acids. Gene Ontology annotation, molecular function: transmembrane signaling receptor activity; acetylcholine-gated monoatomic cation-selective channel activity. Gene Ontology annotation, biological process: nervous system process; regulation of membrane potential; signal transduction.